UGAAGAAUUAAUGGAUCGCCUCCAAAAGGAGGCUUUUGUCGCCCUAGUGAGAAGAGAGCAGGAGGAAGCUGAGCGGGAACGAAAGAAAGAAGAGGAAGAAAGGAGGAAGCAGAGAGAGGAGCAGCAGCGGAGAAAACGGAUGCUGGAGGCAGCCUUUGAAGGAGACGUGGAGGAGAUGAAGGCCAUUCUGAAAGAGGUGGCGGAUCUGGACACCAAGGCUGGCGUGGGGACGGAUGAGAAGGGGAAGGUAGUCCGGCUCCAGCAUCUCCUCAACAUGGUGGAUUGCACAGACGCCAACGGCAACACCCCCCUCUCUGAGGCCUCUGGAGGGGGCCACCCCGAAGCCAUCCAGAUGCUGAUAGAAAGCGGGGGCCAUCCCAACAGCAGGGGUGCCUUUAAUCGGACUCCUUUGUACCGAGCAGCCUUCGGAGGACACUUGGCAGCGGUGGAGCUGCUUCUACAGCAUGGGGCUGACCCUCGACUCUAUGCCGAUGAUGGCAACACACCAGAGCAGGUUGCUUCUCUGGACAGUGUGGUGGCUAUCCUGAAUGCUUGGGACGUAACUCUUACAGACACCAUGCUCCAAAAGAUGGAAGCUGAGCAGCAGCGGAGAGCCCAGCAGAAGCAGAGGCACAAGGAAGCCGAAGUGCGCCAGACCGCCGAAGCCGUGGAGCAGCUGGCCAAGGAGCACGAGAGAUGCAGCAGGGAGCUGCAGCAGGCCUACGCGGAGCUCAACCGACGGAUAACGGAGCACGACAAGUGCCAGCGGAAGCAGAUGGGGAACACAGAGCUGACCCUGCAUGCCGUGGCCGACGCAGAAGGGCUGGUGGAGAAGCUGCGCGUGGCUGCGGAGGCGGCCGAGGAGAAGCUGUCCCUGGUCCGCCUGAAGCUGCGAGAGCAAAUGCAGGAGGGGUCGCCCUCGGAGAUGCCAGGCCUCAAGUGCUCCGUGCAGGAACUGGAUGAUGUGCUGAUGAAAGACGUGGGUGGGAAAAUGCAGGCCGACGGACGGUGGCCCCUGAUCAUCGACCCCUCUGGGCAAGCAGCCAUUUUUCUGCGCUACCGUGACACCAACUACCUAAACACUGCUAAUCCCGCCGACAUGGCCGUGGAGGCCAUCCGCCUGGCCUUGCUGGGGUCCCUUCGCUAUGGGAAGCCUCUGGUCUUUGACAUGAUGGAACUGGACAUGUUUGACACAGUGAAAAAGCAGCUGGAACGGCUGGAGACGGGCCUCACUCAGGCUCUGCUAAGCAAGAAGAUCCUGGAGAGUGAGAGGUAUCACUCCUUACUGAGGCCAACAGACGGACCAGAAUAUGCAGAGACGGAAUUUCAAGUUGCUCGGAUGGAGAAGUUCAGGCUCUUUGUCCUCACCAAGCGCCAUCACCCCCCUGAAGAGCUGCUGCAGGCCUUCCUCCCUGUCCAGGUCCUCCUGUCCGGAAAAGCCAGGCGAAAGCGGAGCUUCAGAAGACACCCCCCCCUUCCCCAAGCGGCUCCUGCCAGGACCGUCUGCUGAUUGGGAGGGAGGAGCCCAGGUGUCCUUACCUUUGCAGACCAUCCCAUCAAUAAAGAGCAUCAAUAAAGAGUUGUUCCGUUGAGAAGUCCCAAGGUGGCCUCUCUCUGAGCCUUUCCCCCCAAGCCCCCGAUGGUCCCUGUGCCACCACAUGCUGAACGGGCAGGCGGCCGCUUCAGUCUUUUCUGUAAGGGCGCAGCGGAAGGAGCAGCCAGAAUGACUGCCUAGCCCAUGUGCAGCUGACACAAAACCCCCAGAGGCAGGAGGCAGCCAUUUCUGCAGGUUCCAGAGGUAGCCUAAAGGAGACCCCCACACACACACACACACGUGCACACUCACAGCGGCAGGGCAGCCGCUACCCGUCUCGGGAACUUCCAAAUAAGCAGCACUUACUUCAAACCAGGUGGUGAGGAGCCUCGUCCUUUGGGGCUGCAGCCAGAGAAACGCCAUUUCCCAGGAAGUCACAAUUCCACGCUAUUCUGCAGGAAACCUGGAACUCCACUGUUCCCAUUUAGAGUAGAAUAACAGAGUUGGAAAGGACCUUGGAGGUCUUCUAGUCCAACCCCCUGCUUAGG
This is a messenger RNA of Thamnophis sirtalis, 2082 nucleotides long. It is a transcript of the gene IQANK1, whose product is annotated as IQ motif and ankyrin repeat containing 1. The record is from RefSeq and is a predicted model, not a curated record. NCBI's taxonomy places the organism in Eukaryota, Metazoa, Chordata, Lepidosauria, Squamata, Natricidae. Gene Ontology annotation, molecular function: protein binding.